Salvia splendens (bonfire salvia) is the source of this 1134-nucleotide messenger RNA. RefSeq lists its product as uncharacterized. Lineage: Eukaryota; Viridiplantae; Streptophyta; Magnoliopsida; Lamiales; Lamiaceae. The record is from RefSeq and is a predicted model, not a curated record. Gene Ontology annotation, biological process: regulation of DNA-templated transcription. The transcript has a single exon. The coding region runs from base 1 to 1134 and encodes 377 amino acids. Gene Ontology annotation, molecular function: double-stranded DNA binding.
AUGAUUGCAAUUGUGCGUAGGAAUCUCUCAUUAUUGUCGAACCCUAAUUCAUUUCUCUGCGACUCCAAUGUUCAUUCCUCUCUCUCAAUCCACUUCUUUUCUACUUCGAGGAUCAAAAGAAUAUUAAUUCCUAGCUCUGAAAUCUGCGAUAUUUUGGUGAAUAAACACCAAUUUUCUCCUGAAUUGGCUUCGCUAGCUUCAUCGCGUUUACCUAAAUUUAGAGAUCCCCAAAGAGCUGAUUCAGUUCUAUCAUUCCUCAAAGAGAAUAGCUUUUCGACUGCUCAGCUGCAAAAAUUAGUGAUAUAUGAUCCUCGGAUUCUAGGGUUUACUAUUGAGGGUAUUAAAUCCAGAUUGAAGGUGUUCCAAGAUUUGGGGCUUUCUUCCGAGGAGAUUGCUAAGAUGAUUUCCGGUUAUCAGAAGAUUUUACAUUCAAGUAUGACGAACAAGAUAAUUCCCAAUUUAUUGCUGCUCAAGGGCUUGGUGGGAUCCAACGAUGAUGUGGCCAGACUUUUGAAGAGAUGCCUCUGGUUUGUUGUGACCGAUUUGGAGAAAACCUUAAUCCCAAAUGUGGAAAUAGUGAAGAGCUGUGGGAUACCAAUGGAGCACAUCCUUCACUUAGUCUACGCGCACCCGAGAGGUUUCUUGAUCAAGCCGGAUAUUAUGAGGAAAUCUGUAGACAAGGCCAUAGAGAUUGGGGUCCCCCGCACUUCAAUUAUUUUUAUCUAUGCUGUCAGUGUUUUUAGCUAUACGAGCCAAGGGAUGUGGGAAGUCAAGUUAGAAACUCUUCGCGAUUUGGGAUUUUCUGAUGAUGAGAUAUUCAAAAUGUUUAGGACGCAGCCUCAUGUUUUUUCAGCAUCUGGAAACAAAUUGAAGAGCAAAGUAGAGCUUCUGCUUGCUACUGGGAAGUAUAAUGUAUCCAGUAUUGUCGCAUUUCCAUUAGCACUCGGGUUCAGUGUCGAGAAGAGGAUUGAGCCGCGGAUACAAAUUUUGAAACUUCUGGAAAGUAGGAAUCUGAUUAAAAAGUGGCCAUGUCUUGCAACAGUUCUCAGACCUAGCGAUGCUGAAUUUAUUGAAAAAUUCAUUAGGCCUUACUAUGAUGAGAUUGGCGAAGAACUCAUCACACAAAGAUUCUGA